UAAGUUGAAGUAAUAUUGCAUGAAAUACAAGUCAACAUUACGAACAUUAAAUGCAGUAUUGCUAGGAAAAUCAUAGCAUAUGAACAGCUACAGGAAUGGGCAGACAUGCCAUUAAUAGAUCUUCAUAGUCCCGUAAGGACAGAGAUGUAGCUGGAGAGACAGAAGAGACCAAUUUAAUGGCCGCCAGGCUUGGUGAUGAAAAAUAAGACCCAAAAAUUAGGUAAACAAGGUUAGCUCUGCAAGUUUCAACAAACCACCUUACAAUGCACUUCCAAGAGCCUCCCAUGCAAUUCUUAGAGGAAAAUUCCAUGGCCUUUAAGAGGAAAACAGCAUUGUCAUAUCUUAAAUAACCACAAAUGAAAAAAAGAAGAGAGACUCGUGGAAGCCAUAAAAGUAUAUGCUUACCCUAUCCUCAUGCGGUAUGGAUUUAACCAAAUAGAAACGGCUACUUAAGUCGCCGCGAAAAGUUCACCUAACUCACUCAAAUCCUGACUAUAAGAAGAGCAACACUCUUCUCACUUCUUCAUCAAUCACUGCUAACAUAUCUCAUCUGCUAGCUUUGUAGUCAUAAAAUGGCUUCCAAAUCACAGUUCUCUCUUCUCGCUCUCGUUGCCCUGCUUGCAAUAUCCGGGCAAGUACUCGCAGGGCGUCAGAUUCCGAAUAAUGUGGAUGUGAAACAGCCUGAUUUCCUGAUAUCUGACAACAGUUUUCUCAUUCCAGGCAUUGGACGGGUGCUGGUUCCACCAACUCCCAGCUUUCCUUCUUAUGAUCCACAUAUGGGCAUUGGUAACUAUAGUCCAGGUGGAGACGAUACAUUCCCUCCAAUUCCUAAUGGUGGUGUUUCAACAGUAAACCACCCUUGAGAGCAGUAUGUGGGCUGCUGCUUUUUAAUAAAAAGCUAUGCUAGUUGCAUUUGUUUUAUCUUUUAAUCAAGUAUCCUAGAUGCAUGAAUUUAUGUAAUGUUGUUGCAAGGAAGUUGGGGUCUGUUAGGCUUCCUUACAUGGAAAUUAAGUGUGCUGCAUGUACCAGUCCAAGUUUGUCCCUAGAAUGUAAUGAUCACUUUAUUCUGUCUUCUUUAUUGUUUACUUUCAAUAUUGUUGUAAUUGUAUGGUUUUUAUGAAGACUGAAAUUCUUAGCUAUUAAA
Molecule: messenger RNA, 1144 nt
Organism: Populus trichocarpa (black cottonwood)
Lineage: Eukaryota; Viridiplantae; Streptophyta; Magnoliopsida; Malpighiales; Salicaceae
Product: putative cell wall protein
Exons: 1
Coding region: 573-863 (96 amino acids)
Source: RefSeq, a predicted model, not a curated record